UCAGUUUCCCUAUAUACGCGCUAAUAUUCAGCCACGUGCUAACACGCCCUCAGGCCCUUUUUGCCUAUUUCUUUCUUCUCUCUUUCAGUCUCAAUCUCAGGUAACGACGGUCCCAUUCUUCAGACUCUCCGACUCCGUCAGCUGCAUGCUCGCUCACUGAGUAAUUUGAAGGUUGCUUUUAAAUCCACAAAAGAAUGCCGCCCAAUCCAAGAGUUAAGAAGGCAUAUGACGCUAUGAAAAGUAUUGGCAUCUCUAACGGAAAGGUGAAGCCAGUCUUGAAGAGCCUUCUAAAACUAUAUGACAAAAAUUGGGAGCUUAUCGAAGAGGAGAAUUAUAGAGCACUUGCAGAUGCUAUAUUUGAGAAGGAGGAAGCAGAGGCAGCAGAACAGAAGAAGUCUGAGAAUACUGAAGUAAGCCAGCCGCUUGUGCGGCGAGAGGAAGUUUUAGAGGAAGAAGCAGGGCAUGAGGAGCCUGAAAGACCACUAAAGAGAUUGCGCUUAAGAUAUCAAGAAGGUCAAGCUUCACCUUCCGCUAACAAUUCCAGUGGUGGGACUUCUCUUAAAAGGCCCCAACGGGAGGAAACUCAAACACCUCAAAUCAUGUCCAGGGGGGAUAGGUUGGUUGCUGCUAGAGCUUCCCAUGCAUCAAAACUCAAAGAGCCAAAGACAGAACCCAGUGGUGAACUGUCCCCUAAACAGAAGAUGUUGGGAUCCCUUGCUUUGAUCAAGCCCAAGGAUGAACCAUAUACUGAUGAUAUGCCACAGUUUGAGGUUCCUAUUGUUGUUAUUCACCCAGAACCAUCAAACAAGGAAGAUACUUCAAGUGGUAACGCCUCAAGGAGACGUCCAGAAACUUCUGAACCCUUAGCGAUAGAACUGAGAGGCGGAGAAGAUGCAGGUAAGGAAAUCGCGACUUCAUCAAAUGGAGUGGCCACCCAACGUGAGCUGGUAGAAGUCCAGGAUAGGUGUACUGACGUAGAUAUUGCCUCCUCACCAUUUGGAGAGGUGAAAGUCUCUAUAAACUGUGACCCAGCUCUUUGUAGAUCAGACUUCCAUAUGCCGAAUCUAGAAUCUGUUCUGAAAAUGGUGGAGUCUAAAUGUCUUAAAUCAUACAAAAUCCUGGACCCUAACUUUUCUGUGAUGAAGCUGAUGAAAGACAUGUGUGAGUGUUUUUUGGAACUGGGAACUCAGCACAGUCAUGAAUUGCAAGCAACCACAGAUGUUGCUGCAGAAAAUGAUUUUGGCUCGAGAAGCAUGACUGUUAAUUCCUCAAAUGGAUCUAUGAAUUUUGAAAUUGACGCUGGGGAUGCUGAACCAGAGAUACCCCGAUUCUCUCCUCCUCCUAUUAGUGAAGACAGCACUGAAGCUGGUCAUAUAGCAUCAAUGGACAACUGUGGUAGUAUUCCAGAAACUGAUCAGAAUGGUCUUGUGCAGACUAAUUCACGGAGUACGGAGGCUCCAUGUGAAUCAACUCCAGGUGAAAUAGGCUAUGUUGAUUCCUUAAGUGGGUUCCAGAAUUCUGAUCUUGGUGCUAGGGAAGCUGAACCAGAGAUGCCCUAUCUUGCUCCUUAUAUUGGUGAAGACAGCAAUGAAGCUGAUCAUGCAGCAUCAAUGGCCAACUGUAGUAUUGCUCCAGAGACCGAUCAGAAUGGUCUUGAAGGAACUAAUCCACUUGAGGUGGUUCCAUGUGAAUCGGCUCCGCGUGAUGUAGGGUCUGUUGAUGUUAUUGAUAUAACCAAGGGGCAAGAAAAUGUUAUAAUUUCUUUGGUGAAUGAAGUUAAUAGCAAGCGUCCACCAUCAUUUCACUACAUAGCUUACAAUGUGGUUUUCCAGAAUGCAUAUGUUAACUUUUCUCUGGCUCGUAUUGGAGAUGAUAAUAGCUGUUCAACUUGCUCUGGUGAUUGUUUAUCAUUAUCCACACCUUGUGCUUGUGCACACGUAACCGGUGGUGAUUUUGCGUACACAAAGGAAGGACUUGUUAAAGAAGAGUUUCUUAAAGAAUGUAUUUCCAUGAAUCGUGACCCCAAGAAACACUGCCACUUCUUUUGCAAAGAGUGCCCAUUGGAAAGAUCAAAAAAUGAGGACAUUAUAGAAGCUUGUAAAGGUCAUUUGAUGAGGAACUUCAUCAAAGAGUGUUGGUGGAAAUGUGGCUGUAAUAAACAAUGUGGCAACCGUGUAGUACAGCGAGGUAUAAGCCAUAAGUUACAGGUCUUCAUGACUUCUGAAGGGAAAGGAUGGGGCUUGCGUACCCUAGAAGACCUUCCUCUAGGUGCUUUUGUCUGCGAAUAUGUUGGAGAAAUUCUGACCAACUCCGAACUCUUUGAUCGUGUUUCACAGAGCCCCAACGGGGAGGAACAUUCUUAUCCAGUCCUGCUGGAUGCUGACUGGGGUUCAGAGGGUGUCUUAAAGGAUGAGGAAGCUCUUUGUUUGGAUGCUACAUUCUAUGGGAAUGUUGCCAGGUUCAUCAAUCACAGAUGCUUCGAUUCAAAUUUGGUUGAAAUUCCAGUUGAAAUAGAGACCCCUGAUCACCGCUACUAUCAUCUUGCGUUUUUCACUACAAGAAAGAUUAAAGCGAUGGAGGAGCUCACAUGGGAUUAUGGUAUUGAUUUUGAUGACCUUGAACAUCCAGUAAAAGCAUUUAGCUGCCAUUGCGGUAGCAACUUCUGCCGAAAUAUGAAACGUCCAAGCAGAUCCAGAUCAAGAAGGCUGGCCUGAGAUGGUGAUCUUCUCCCAGAAAUUUUUGGUAAUUUUCUGGUCUUGGGUUGUCCGAGAAACUGUUACGAUCGAACUCGGUCAAAGUGAUGUUUUUGUAUCUGGUUAGGGUUGUAGUGCAGAUUUUGCAGUGUAUGUACAAUAUGCAAUACAAAGCAUGUUAAUAGUUAAUGUUUAAAGCAUACUAUUAAGGCGCUAUUUUGUGUAGAAGUUUCAAGGAUGCGGCUUACAGCUAGAUCAGCUGCAUGCAUGUUGGUUGUAUAUAAUGAUAUUUUGGUCCGUGGGACUACAUGCUGGAUUAGCUGGCCUUUGUCCAUGCGCAGACAUGCUAUAGCAUGUUGCAGACUAGACCAUUUCUUGAAUCUUAUCUUUUUGUACCUUUCUUUCACUUGUGCGUUCUC
Messenger RNA from Nicotiana tabacum (common tobacco), 3112 nucleotides. RefSeq names its product putative inactive histone-lysine N-methyltransferase SUVR2. NCBI's taxonomy places the organism in Eukaryota, Viridiplantae, Streptophyta, Magnoliopsida, Solanales, Solanaceae. Gene Ontology annotation, molecular function: histone methyltransferase activity; protein binding; zinc ion binding. Gene Ontology annotation, cellular component: nucleus. The record is from RefSeq and is a predicted model, not a curated record.